AUGUACUUCUAUUCUACUGAAUUCGGAGCCCGACCAUCGACGAAAACGAUUCCGCUCCAUCGCCGCCGGGCCGCUUCCGUCAACCCAAAGCCGCCGCCGAUGUUCCAAGUGCUGUUACGCAGACCAUGCGACUAUACCAAUCGGCAGUCCGAGAACGAGCUCAAGACGCGGAUCCAAGAGCUCGAGUCUCUCGUUGCCAACCACGUCGGCACCCUCUCCCCGCAGCCCCAGUCCACCUCGGCGUCCUCCACGCAGGGCACCGGCAGCCUGUCCUGCGGAAUCUACCCGGCGGCCCUCCGCUUCCAGAAGCUCUUCCUGGAUACGGACAUCCAGACCCGCCCCGAUGCUCCGCCACCGCCGUCAAGUGACAUGAUCCCGGGCCCGGUUCUGCUUCACCUUGGCGACCAGGCGCAGAGCGCCAUCAUCAUGGCACAGUACUUCCAGACCGUCCACAAGUGGAUGCCCAUCAUCAGCCGGGUCCGGUUAUCCGCUCUUGCCGAUGCAGAGCUGGGCGGCCGUAUGAGGGCGGAUUUCGCCUUGCUGCUCGUCGCCAUGAAGCUUACCCAGCAUGUUCCAGGGAACUCAUCCAACGCGGUGCGAGACGGGCUAUACGUCUCCGCCAAGGAGUUUGCGGCGUCUCUGGAGAUUGCCGGCGUUUAUACGCUGCUCAAGCUGCAGGCGAAUCUGCUCAUCGCGGUGUAUGAGAUGGGACAUGGCAUAUUCCCUGCUGCAUAUAUUUCGGCGGGAUGCUGCGUGACACAGGCCAUGGCGCUUGGGAUUCAUCAUCGCGAAGCCCCUCAGAUUCUGGAGCAGCCGCGGACUUGGAUAGACUGGGAGGAGAGACAGCGUGUCUGGUGGUUCGUGGUGAUUCUUGAGAGAUAUAUCAAUUCCGUGGGCGACAGCAGACCCCUUCUAUCUGCCGACCCCAAAACAACUUCUCAUCUCCCUGUCGACGAUGACGCCUGGGACUCUGGACAAGCCAUGUAUCCUGAGCGUCUCAUCCUGUCCUCAUCCAAACACCUAUCCGCAAGCCCAUUCGCCCGCCUAGCGCAAGCCUCCCAUCUCCAAGGCGAAGUCAUCAAGCACUGCAACGACGACACGCAGAGCCUGACACACGUCCAAAACGACGUCGAGGUCCUCAGCCAGGUCAUAUGGUCAUUCUUGGACGUCAUCAGCAAAGACAGAUCAAGCAUGAUGCAUUUCUACAGCGCCGUCGGUGUCUGUCUAAGCGCCCUGAUGAAGCUAUGCGACUACCACUCUUGCGACUCAUUCGCCGUAUACAACGACAGAGCCCUCGACGUAGCCGAAAUGGCCAUCGCUCGCGAAAUCGCCCUCCGCUGCCAAGCCAUCAUGAAGGACUGCAUCGCCAAGGCAAUGACCUUUGUGGAAGUCCUCGGCGAAAUGGUGCAGGACCACGAGUCCAUUGAGAACCUCGCCAGCCUGUCGCCCUGGUUCUUGGAUAGCAUAUACCAGUGCCUGGCGAAUUUGGUCUAUCUCACGGCCACGUCGGCCUCUGUUGUUGCGUCGGAGUAUACUUCCCAGGUGUCGCUGUGUCUGGAGCUUUUGCGGAAGGCGAAUCGGAGAUGGAGUGUUGCGGGAGCAUAUCUCGAGGCUAUCGAGUUGGUAGAACAGGAGCUCAAACUCAGUCCAUCAUUGGUCAACCAACCCUAUACCUCUUCAUCAUCAUCUUAA
Trichoderma reesei QM6a is the source of this 1692-nucleotide messenger RNA. RefSeq names its product fungal specific transcription factor domain-containing protein. The transcript is spliced from 8 exons. Gene Ontology annotation, molecular function: DNA binding; zinc ion binding. The record is from RefSeq and is a predicted model, not a curated record. Bases 1 to 1692 code for a protein of 563 amino acids. Lineage: Eukaryota; Fungi; Ascomycota; Sordariomycetes; Hypocreales; Hypocreaceae. Gene Ontology annotation, cellular component: nucleus. Gene Ontology annotation, biological process: DNA-templated transcription.